CACUGUUGCCAAUGAGCUGGGCUGACGACACGUUCCAGAAGAGUAUAAAAGGGAGACUCAUUGCUGGAAAUACUUGUUAUUUCAACUAUUCACAAAAUCCCUGGUAACAUCCUCUGGUAACAGCAAAGGUCCUGCUUGGAGGUUUCCAAUUCAUCCACAAGAAUUCCGUUUGGUAGCAAAGGAGUGAACUCCCCAACCCUUCCUUCUGCAAUUAACCUGAGACUGGCUGCAUGAUGGCUGCAUCCGAGAGUGAGGGGGGUUCUCAAAAAUUACGGUUUGCCUGGUGGCUGAUUAAGCAGAUCAACAGCAAAGACUACGAGGGGCUCUGCUGGGUAGACAAGGACCACACUCAGUUUCGCAUCCCCUGGAAACACAUUUCCAGGAAGGAUAUCAACCCUAACGACUACAAGAUUUUCAAGGCCUGGGCCAUAACCAGCGGAAAGUACAAUGAAAAGCUGAAAGAUCUAGCCAAGUGGAAAACCAACUUCCGCUGUGCCCUGAGAAGCACAAAUACGUUCCUGAAGGUGCAGGAUAACUCAAAGACCUCCGAGGACCCUCACAAAGUGUAUAAAAUCAUCAGCUCAAGCCCUGAUGCUGUGACAGCUGCUAAUGCCCUGACUACUAAAAACAAUAACCUGCUUGACAGUAAAGAAGACAUCCGCCCCCAUUCUGAAGAAGCCCCUAAUCUGCACCACCGUAUGCCACAGCAACUGCAGCCGCAGAUAGAAUUAGAUUUGGAGAUGCUGUCACUGGAAAACCCUCUCCAAGAGAUGGAUAGCGGGCAGAACGAAAGGCCAGCCUAUGACCCUGGCAGGAAUCCGCCCCAGGGCUACACCACCAAUCAUUCGGCGCCAAACGGCUACCAGUGCAGCCCCGACACACUCCACUGGAUUCUGCAACAGUGCAACUUAACCCAGAAUGACUGCAGCCCGCAGCAGCUGCCGUGGGCUCUGGAUGGACGUUUAGAUCACCGUUCAGAAGAAGUGCCAUAUGAAGACAGCCCAGGCUAUCUAAACCAACAUAUUGGCCAAAAUGGCUACCCACAGCAGGGGAGCGGAGUGGCAAAUGGACCAGUAGAGAACUAUCACCAAUCAGUUGGCCAUUGGGUGACUCAAACUAUGGCAGAGACCCAAACCAUGCAAAAUGCUUAUGGCCCUUCUGCUGCCUCACUUCUACAGCAGCCCCUCCCAUCCAGCCCAGUUCCUGACAUGAGUCAGCAUCUUAAUAAUGCAGCUGAAGUCCUGUUUGAGGGGAGACCUUACUACAAUAACCAUGCGGGCGUUCAAAGCACUUUCCUGAGUGAAGUGCCUGCAGGAAACGCAGUGAUCUAUCCAACGCUGAAUGGCCCGGGAGAGAACAGUUAUCACCAGCCGGCGAAUCAGUGGGCAGCCCCAGCAGUGCUGGAGCAGAACGGGUUCACCCAGCCUGCUGCCCCUCUCCCAGAGCAGCAUCCUCCUCCCAACACAGCACCAUCGCGGAACAAUACAGAAACCGUGCCUCCCAAUAUGGACAUCACCAUCUAUUACCGAGGGAAGUCACUCCACGAGGUGCAGGUGGCCACCAGCAGCUGCCUGUUCACAUACAAUAACGAAGACCCCACCAUUGUCCCAGGCUGUGCGCAGGUGGUCCAAUUCCCAAGCCCAGAUGAGCUGCCUGACCAGAAGCAGGUCCAGUUCACCAGGCAGCUGCUCUCGAACAUAGGGCUGCUGCUGGAGCAGAAGCACAAGAAGAUCUAUGCCAAGCGCCUGAAUAAAUGCAAGAUCUUCUGGGCCCUCUCCAGGCAACUGGUGAACAUGGCUCAGAACCCUGAGCCCAAGCUGCUGCCACGUGGCACAGAGAUGGAGAUCUUUGACUUUGAGGUGUUCUCAAAGGAGCUGAAGGAUUUUAAGGAACAAAGGGCUGCAUCUCCCGACUUCACCAUCUACCUUUGCUUUGGGCAGUGCUUCUCCAAAACCAAGCCCAAGGAGUCCAUGUUAAUCCUGGUGAAGCUGGUGCCUAAGUUCUGUGAGUAUUUCCAUGACAUGGUGCUGCGGGAGGGAGCCUCGUCCCUGAACAGCGGGAACGUGAGCCUCCAGCUGUCCAGCUACUUCAACAGCUUGUAUGACCUCAUUGAGCAGUUCAGCAUGGAGAUUGACUGAACCUCCUCCCAUCCCUAGGACCCAAGCUGCAUGUGCAUUGGCCAGUCCUUGCCUAGGUCUCUGGCUAGCACUUCUGAAAACACUUCUGCCUUUCCCUCGCCCACUUGCAUCAGUUUGCUCCCAUCAGAAAACAUGUGGGUGAGAUGAUGGGCGGCCUUGUGGCUUAGCCACAUCACUGGGACUCAGUAAAGCUGGGGUCAAUCCCUGCUGUGCCAUUGGCCUCCUUAGUGACCAUGGGCAAGUCUCUGCAUCUGGGCCUCACUUUCCCCAUCUGUAAAAUGGGAAUAAUUCCUUACCUCACAAGGUUGUUGUGAGGAGAAAUCCAUGUGAGGUGCUCAAAUAUUACGGCAAGAGACAGAUCAGCCUUCCCCACUCUGGGCCACCAAUUGAAAAUAGAGAUUUUUUUUUCCCCCAGCUGAAACAAACAGGGUACCCAGACACUGUGCUCUGAAGGUAGAAGCUAGAGAAUCUUCCUCUCUGUUUCAGGAUGUCAGCAAGAAAGUCAGGGCAUUGCAGGAGGGUGGGGGGGCAUACUCAUCUACAGCACUGUCAUGUAAUGAUCUUGUGCCUCCGUCUGGGCUGAGCUGGCUGGAUUUUAAGCUGAGUGAGGUUGGGUUUUUGUUUUUGUUUAAAGAAAUGGGGAUGUUGACAGGGGAAAAAAAUACUCAACAUCACCUGUUGCUGAAGUGAACGAAGCAGGAGCCCUCAGGGUGUAUUGUACAAUAGCCCUGGCCAGCUCUCCUGGGGUCACAGAGUUGGUACAAGGUGAGCUAAUCCGUCUGACAGAGGCUGAGGCCCAGCUCCUAAUGUCCAUUGAUUUGAAUGGAAGUUAGGAGCCUAAAUACCUGAGGAUCUGGGCUUUAAUCAGUUGAUCGACCAUUAUGGAAAAAUCUCCAGCCAGGGCUAGGAACAGGGGAGAGGCCCCUCUAGAAGACAGAUUCCACGUUCUCCCCAGGCUAUGUCUCUUUCAAACACUCCCCUGUCAGAGGUCUGUGACAUGGCAGGACCCACGGUCACGUCGAUCUGCAGGUGACUGCAGCUGUGUGCAAGUAGCGUACAGAAGGCUGAAGUAAGCAAGCUCUAGGAGGGCUGCUUUAAGCAGCUGGCCCAUGCCUCAUGCCCGCCCCUUACCACAAUGAGAUGAGAGGGGAAAGAAGGAGAAUGAGUAACACCCUGAACAGUGUAGCGGAGGGUGGGCCCGGAAGCUAUGACAGAGGCUGGUCCUGGUCCCAGUGGAAUUUUGCCAUUGACUUUCCUGGGAGCAGGAUCAGUCCUAUUCCAAAGUAGCUUGCGCACCCAACGUGCCUGGCUAAAAAAUUAAAGUUUAUAGCUCAACCCUGUAUUCUAACCUCUCCACACACUCUGCCUGAGGUCAGCCUGCAGGCCCAGCUGCACUCAGGCCCUGCACAUGUUGUAUGAGCCCCUGCGCCCUACAACUCCUUGAGCAGGGAGCUGCAUCUGCCUGAACCAAGUCACACCGACAACACUCCACGUCAUUCUUUGCCAGCUUCUGCCCCAUAAAGCACAUUCCCACAAGAGAAACGCGCUCCAUGUUCAUGUAGGAUAGUCCACCAUACCGCCUCCCUACCCCUUUUUCUGUCCUGCUUCCCUUGGACAUCACAACACGCAUGUGCUGGCUUGUUGUCAUCUGAUGAGCACACAACAUAUAUAGGCACAGAUCCAUAAAGCUGGCACUUUCCUAACCAUACAUGCUCAGGGAAACCAGUUGUUUUAAUUGGCAUAGGCCAGCAGUUCUUAAACUAUGGUUCACUGGCUGGCUACACCAUCCUCCUUAUUUCCUGCUCUCUCUCGUCUUUCUUGUGAUUUAUUUAUUUAGUACAGUUUCAGAAUGCUUGUCCAGGACACCCAGAGUUUAGGCUGGGUGCUUUUUCAUUUUUUUAACUGCAGCGUAGCCAAAAUCUCAAUUCAUUAAUUGCCUUUCAAACAGCUGCACAGGCACUAAGUACUGCCGGUGCCUUGCCCAUGUUAACAAUUGCGCUAGUUGCCACCAUGAUGUUGUGCAAUCAGAGCAACAAAGCUUGUGCAGUGGGAUGGGUCAUAAGACAUUAGGUCAGGACCGACACUGGGUCAGUAUGGGAAGGCCUACUGCUGUAGGCUACCGUUACGCAAGCAGUUUGGACUCUGACAGGAGACCUGAAUGAAACUGCCAUCACACACUGGGCAUUAUUUUUUCCUCCAAAAGGAACUACAGAUGUUAGCUUUAGGACCCUGCCAUGUCCUAGCUUUGCUGUGCUAUUGCUAAGACACCUGAGUAUCACCCUGGUAUCUGAGCACUGAAUUUCUGUGGAAAGCAGCAAGAGGAAGAUGACGAGUGUCUCUUCCUCUUUUUGCCUCCCCACAAUUCUGAGCUGUAUAUAUUUGUUGUGUUAACGUGGUUCUGGGUAGUUUCAAUUUUAUGUAAUUUUAAAUUUCUUGCAUCCCAUGAGUUUAGUAACGGAGAGUGAGUG
Molecule: messenger RNA, 4606 nt
Organism: Mauremys mutica (yellowpond turtle)
Lineage: Eukaryota; Metazoa; Chordata; Testudines; Geoemydidae
Gene: IRF7
Product: interferon regulatory factor 7
Exons: 12
Coding region: 231-2138 (635 amino acids)
Biological process (GO): regulation of transcription by RNA polymerase II; immune system process
Cellular component (GO): nucleus
Molecular function (GO): protein binding; RNA polymerase II cis-regulatory region sequence-specific DNA binding; DNA-binding transcription factor activity, RNA polymerase II-specific
Source: RefSeq, a predicted model, not a curated record